AUAGAGAAAACGAGAGAGACACAGAGAGAGUGAGAAGGGAAUCAAGAGCCUCGUUCUGAAAGUUAGACGGCCAUUAAGUUGUAUCAUCAUGUUUGGUGGAUCAUCUCCUAUCAUUGUUCUUAAUCAGAAUACCAAACGUGAGUCUGGUCACAAGGUACAGUUUGGUAAUAUCAAGGCCGGUAAGUCCAUUGCUGACAUUAUCCAGACAUGUCUAGGACCAAGAUCCAUGUUGAAGAUGUUGAUGGAUCCAAUGGGAGGAAUUGUCAUGACAAAUGAUGGCAAUGCUAUUCUCAGAGAGAUCACUGUCCAACAUCCAGCUGCUAAAUCCAUUAUUGAAGUAGCCCGUACUCAGGAUGAAGAAGUUGGUGAUGGCACCACAUCUGUUAUCGUUCUCACUGGAGAAGUGUUGAAUGUGGCCAGUCCCUUCCUUGGUGAACAAAUGCAUCCAACUGUCAUCAUCAGUGCUUUCAGGCGUGCUCUUGAUGAUAUUUUGGAAAUAAUGAAGGCUAAGAUAGGUGUUCCAGUUGAUGUGAAUAAUGAUGCGGAACUGUUGAAAAUCAUUAAAAGUUGUAUUGGGACCAAGUUUAUGAAACAAUGGUCUGAGUUGGCUUGUAAAAUGGCAUUGACUGCUACUAAAAUAGUCCUGGUUGAAGAAAAAGGAAAGAAAGAGAUUGAUAUAAAGAAUUUUGCUAAAGUUGAAAAAAUUCCUGGUGGUUGCAUUGAAGAUUCUUGUGUAUUGCAAGGAAUUCUAUUGAACAAAGAUGUCACACAUCCUAAAAUGAAGAGAAAAAUAGAAAACCCUCGCAUUCUGUUACUUGACUGUUCGUUAGAAUACAAGAAGGGAGAAAGCCAGACCAACAUUGAAAUCACUGCCGAAGACGAUUUUGCAAAUUUAAGUACUCUGGGACUUAAUGAGUUAAUGAGAAUCUUUGGAAAACUAACUUGGAAAGUCCAGACUGGACAACCAUUUUUUGAUAAUCUGUUUCCUUCUCAUGAAUUUUCUCGUGUUUUAGGAUCUGCCUGUUUGCUAAUCAAACUUUCCUCCAUCGACAGACCCCCUCCUCAUUCCUUGAUGUUGGCUUUCAUUUCACUUGGUUUGUUAGUGCAUCUCUCCUUUCCAAUGACGCUUUUCAUUCUUGAUAUCCUGCACUUUGCAAAUACCAUUCGUUUUUGCUCCUCUCCUUUCUCUGUUUCAUUUCACAUUUCUCUUUUUUCUUUUUGUUAUAACAGAGCUUCUGGUGCCACAAUUGUUAGCCGAACCGAAGAAAUCAAGGAGGAAGAUGUUGGUACCGCAUGUGGACUUUUUGAAAUUAAGAAGAUUGGUGAUGAGUACUUCACAUAUUUAAUUGAUUGUAAAAAUCCCAAAGCUUGUACCAUGGUAUUACGUGGCGCUAGUAAAGAUAUUCUUAAUGAAGUGGACAGGAAUUUACAAGAUGCUUUAAAUGUUACUAGAAAUGUAAUCCAGGAACCAGUUUUGGUACCAGGAGGUGGUGCUACAGAAAUGGCCUUAGCACAUGCAUUGAAUGAGAAAGCAAAGAGUAUAGUAACAGUGCACCAAUGGCCAUAUCGUGCUAUUGCAAAGGCUUUGGAGAUUAUCCCUUCCACCUUAAUCCAGAACUGUGGCGCCAGUACUAUCCGUACUCUUACAGCUCUCAGGGCUAAACAUGCUCAGCCCAACAGUACCAGUUGGGGAAUUGAUGGAGAGACUGGUGAGGUUGUAGACAUGAAACAAUAUGGUAUCUGGGAACCGUGUGCAGUCCGUGCUCAGACAUUCAAGACAGCCAUUGAGACUGCCAUAUUGUUACUGCGUAUUGAUGACAUUGUUUCUGGUGUGAAGAAAGCAGAGAGCAAAGGUGGUGCUAGUAGGCCUCCACCCCCUGAUGCUCAGCCAAAUGAAUAAAAACCAACACCAUUCUAGCUUCUAUCAUGCUUUUUCCUCUUAACUCCAAGACAUUUCUUUGUAUUGAUAUACUUUUGACUUUUUUUUUUUUUUUUGUAAUUCUAAAUUCAUGUCGACCACAUGAAGAUUGCAUCCAACCAUAUAACAAUGCUUAUCUUAUAUAAUCUGUGAUUCCAUCAGAGUUUAAUUCUUUCAUCAAUGUAAUCAAUGUUCCUAACAAUGUUGAGGAACAUUUCAAAAUGCUACAAUAAAAACAAAAAAACAAGUUACACUGACA
Octopus bimaculoides (California two-spot octopus) is the source of this 2177-nucleotide messenger RNA. Its product is annotated as T-complex protein 1 subunit gamma. The record is from RefSeq and is a predicted model, not a curated record. Gene Ontology annotation, biological process: protein folding. Gene Ontology annotation, molecular function: ATP binding; ATP hydrolysis activity; ATP-dependent protein folding chaperone. Lineage: Eukaryota; Metazoa; Mollusca; Cephalopoda; Octopoda; Octopodidae.